Messenger RNA from Sciurus carolinensis (gray squirrel), 1460 nucleotides. It is a transcript of the gene Trappc4, whose product is annotated as trafficking protein particle complex subunit 4. The transcript has 5 exons. Gene Ontology annotation, cellular component: TRAPP complex. Bases 521 to 1180 code for a protein of 219 amino acids. The record is from RefSeq and is a predicted model, not a curated record. NCBI's taxonomy places the organism in Eukaryota, Metazoa, Chordata, Mammalia, Rodentia, Sciuridae. Gene Ontology annotation, biological process: endoplasmic reticulum to Golgi vesicle-mediated transport.
CCCCGCCGCCCUCACACCCGCUAAGCUCACCAUCGCGAAGACUGGAGAGCAGCAGCAACUACUGCAGCCUCGUCAAGAUGUCGGACAAAAAGGAAGCUCCGAUCACCAACAGGCCCAGAAACCUCCGCCCGUCGCGACUACUUCCGGGGCGAGGGGCGGAGCUACGCCAAGGAAGUGCUGGGGCUGCGCUUUCGCUCUCUCGCCAAAGGCUCGAUGGCGGAAGUGAACGCCAGUGUCUGAGCCGCGCACUCUAGAUACUGCCCCUUGAUUGUUGGACUGCAGUUAGUUAUGAAGCAAAGGGCUCUCCUGGCCCUGAGAAGUAGAGCAGUCCUGAUGACUAGCUGUCCAGUACCACUAGCCCCAGGCGUGUAGCCUCGAAUGCGCAAGUGCCGCAAAUAGCAAGCUGCGGGGCUAGGAGGAGAAAGCUGGGGUGCUGGCCGAGGCGUGUGCUGUGACGGCGGUUCCGGGGCGGGAUUUCGUGAAGAGGCUGGACGCGAGUUUCUGAGCGACGGGGACUGCAAUGGCGAUUUUUAGCGUGUAUGUGGUGAACAAAGCUGGCGGCUUAAUUUACCAGUUGGACAGCUACGCGCCACGGGCUGAGGCUGAGAAAACGUUCAGUUACCCUCUGGAUCUGCUACUCAAGCUACAUGACGAGCGUGUCCUGGUUGCCUUCGGACAGCGCGAUGGCAUCCGGGUGGGCCACGCAGUGUUGGCCAUCAAUGGUGUGGACGUGAACGGCAAGUACAUGGCCGACGGGAAAGAGGUGCUGGAGUAUCUGGGUAACCCUGCUAAUUACCCGGUGUCCAUUCGAUUUGGUCGACCCCGCCUCACCUCCAAUGAGAAGCUCAUGCUGGCCUCCAUGUUCCACUCGCUUUUUGCCAUUGGCUCCCAGCUGUCUCCUGAACAGGGAAGCUCAGGCAUUGAGAUGCUGGAGACAGACACAUUCAAACUGCACUGCUUCCAGACACUGACAGGGAUCAAGUUUGUGGUGCUGGCAGAUCCUAGGCAAGCUGGAAUAGAUUCUCUUCUUCGAAAAAUUUAUGAAAUUUAUUCAGACUUUGCCCUCAAGAAUCCAUUCUACUCCCUGGAAAUGCCCAUCAGGUGUGAGCUGUUUGACCAGAACCUGAAGCUCGCUUUGGAAGUGGCAGAGAAAGCUGGGACUUUUGGACCUGGGUCAUAGGUUAAACCUAUAGUUGCACCUGCCCCCCCCCCCCCCCGCCCCAAAUUCUGAGAGAUCCUAAAGCAUGGGUUCUAUUGUUUCCACUCCAGCAGAGGUCCCAGCAGCCUUGAUAGUGUACUUGAAAAUGGGAGGAUGCUGAUGUCUUAUACUGAUCCCUGAGCCUUAAUGGUAUGCUCUCUUCCUUUCUGUAUAUGUUAUGGUCCUACUUCCCAACUCUGUACAGAUUUAUUUAUGGAGGAGGUAGUCCAUAAGUGCUAUAAUAAACAUUCCUUUGAUCCAG